Ectocarpus siliculosus is the source of this 1211-nucleotide messenger RNA. NCBI's taxonomy places the organism in Eukaryota, Phaeophyceae, Ectocarpales, Ectocarpaceae. The record is from the annotation of a GenBank genome assembly.
CAUACGUCCUGCUGCUGUGCCCUAACAAAGACCUUGGCGUAAUGGAAUUAUCUCCUCGUCAUGAGCAGCCUGUUCUUCCCGCUGGAGGGAGCGCUCCCCCAGCUCAAUACAACCCCUCUUGGGAUGCGCCAGGCAACACGCUGACGUCUUUGUUGCCAAUGGGGAAGCCGCCCCGGGCGGGAGCGGAGAGCGACCAGCCGUUGGCGCAGCAAGGGAAGCGGCCAUUGGGCAGCACCGCGGCCGACGCGAUGGAGUCGAAACGGUUGAAGCGACUGGAGAAGAACAGGGAGUCUGCCCGCGAGUGUCGGAGACGGAAGAAGGAACACAAGGAAAAGUUGGAGGCGCACCUCGCUUCUCUUGAGGAGGAGAACCUCAACCUGAGGCUGCAGCUGAGGGUGGGAGACGAGGCGGAGGAUGCGGAGAACGCGGAGAUCUUGGAGAUCAAGAAAGGUCUCCACGACCAAGUGGCGAGAGGGGUCGGGGAAGGGCAGAUCCUCCAGACGAUGGACUUGCUGACAGAGCGCUUCGCGGACUACGGCAGUGCCCACACGUCAGCGGCCGAUUUCCACCUGGCGCAGCUCUCUCGCUUGCUUCUGCCGACGCUGACCACGAGAGUAUGCAUGCAUGCCGUGCUUCAAGCCGGCGGCAGCGGCGCCGGUGCCAAAACGGAACGGGUGGCGGGGACGGUUACCCCCGGGGCGCCACCCGCCGCGUCUGCCGACGGCCGUUCGGAGAACGCCAAAGGAGGGUUUGCUAGUGGAUUGUCGGCGUCGUCGUCGUCGUCGGGCGACGCUCCCGGGGGGGAUUCGUUGCUUGCGUCGGUCCCGGAAGACGUGGGGGAAGGUGCCCGGCAGGAGACAGCGGCGGCGGCGGCGGCGGCGGCGGCCGGGCUGGGAGGUUCCGCGAGUGCGACGGUAGACAUGUGGACGUCGCUCGUUGCGCUCCUUGAGGCUACGCCUGAGCAGCAGGCUGUGAUGCAUAAUCAGGCAGGAGCCAUAGCGGACCUUGCGAGGGACUUAGAGGGGACGGAGGAAAUAGUCGAGCGGUUGCGGCUCUUUCUGGCAGAUCGGAACCAAACCCUUGAUGGAGAGAUGGCAGCGAUUCAGAGCGCGAAGUUCGUCCUGUGGGUUUCAAAGAACAAGGCGUGCGUCCACAUGCUGAACCAGCUCUGGGACAAGCUGCACGGCGUAGACCAGUCGCCGGCCGCGUGA